Molecule: messenger RNA, 4186 nt
Organism: Chara braunii
Lineage: Eukaryota; Viridiplantae; Streptophyta; Charophyceae; Charales; Characeae
Source: the annotation of a GenBank genome assembly
ACGGCCGUUUGCAGCACUGCGCUCCGCUGUUAUGUUGGCGCCCGCGUUGUCUUCCGUUUGCUGCCGUCGUCGUCGACUGUUUCAUGGUUGACGGGUUCCGCAGGCUGCCGCUGCUGAACCAUUGUCCUGUUGCUGCUCCUCGUGGUUCUCUUCCGCGUGUGCAUCCUUGGGAACAUGCCGCCGUGUCAACGCAAAAGAAGGUCUUCGAUGAAGGACGCCAGGAUGGAGGCACGGCAGGCGAUCCCUCAGUCCGGUGGGGAGCAGGUCGGAGGGAGGCGGUGUGGGGGGAGCCUGUCGACCGUUGGCAGGGCCUCCCAGCGGGUUGGGUAUGAUGCAUUGCCACCGCACUUGCAACCACUGCCCGGCUCAUCGGACGAGGAGGAGGUGGUGGAGAGACGGCCACAAACCGUGUCGCUGGGCAGCGGAUCAACGCAGGAGUGGACAGCCACGGAGCUGUGCGGGACGGGCGGCGGCGUGUACGAGCAGUCGUUCACUGAACUCCUUCGGCCUGGCCUUGGCGAAGACGAAGGAGAUGGCCGUGUCAACCUGUCGUUUGGUUUGUCCACCGGGCGGUCUACAACUCCAUCGCGCACAGUGCUCGUGCGACCCCACCCCGGCGACGAAGGCGGGCAAUUGACAGUUGUUGAUCGAUCAGCGAGGACGAGGGCGUUGGCGAGUGAGACGGCGGGACUGAACCGGAACUCGUCGACGCCCCAGCCACGGGCGGCCUCUCUGUCCAAGGGCGCCCCGGGUCGGCCGGAGUGGAUGCAGUUGCCAUCUCCCCUGUCGGCGGCGUCGGAAGUGGCACGAGGCAGUGGCGUCGGAGUCGACGGUGGGACCGACUUCUUGGAUGUUGGUAAUGGUCGCGACGGGAGGGAGGUGUGGAGGGACCUGCGGCGGGAUCACCGGCUGCGGCAAGAGGAAUACAUCACACGGGGGGUGGAGCGUCUUCACGUGGGAGACCGGGAGAACGAGAACGAGACAGACAAUCCACCGGCGGAAGAAGACGACGACGACGACGACGACGACGACAACGACGUAGAGGUUGGGGAGGGGGGGGGUGGUCACGCGUCGCCGUCGUUGCAGAGUGACAUGGCUGGUAAGGGUGGGAAGUUCAAGCCUUCCGGCCGCAAUGCUCGUCCGCGGGCGAAUAAAGGACAGGGAAAGGGGAGCGGUGGCGAAGGCGACGGUGAUGCGGAGGAGAAGCGCAACUUCUGGUCCGUGGAACACAUUAUAGCCCUCAUAAGGGCUAAACGUGACCAAGAUGCGCAUAUGCAGGGGAUGGGCCACGAAUACGCACGGAUGAAACCGCGGGAAUGGAAAUGGCAAGACGUCGCCCAAAGGUUGAAGAAUGUCGGCGUGGACAGGAAUGCGGAGAAAUGCCGGAAGAAGUGGGACAAUCUAAUGCAGCAAUUCAAGAAAGUCCAUCACUUUCAAUCACCGUCAGGGGGUGCCGACUUUUUUCAGUUGACGUCGAAGGAGAGGGUGAGCAGGGGCUUCAAUUUCACGAUGGAUCGCGCAGUUUAUGACGAGAUAGAGGGGUCGACUGGGAUGAACCACACCAUCCACCCGAAGAAAGUGGCAGACACCGGUGCGUCUGGCGGCGUGCGCCCGCCUUCGACGUCUUACGUGGAUCCUGAAUCGGUGACAGACGAGGAAGGAGGUGCAAGGCGAGAAGACGACGAGGAGGGGUCGACGCGAGGCUCUUCGCAGACGACAAGCACCCCCGGCGGUUCUGGGAAAAGGAAGAGCACGAGGCAGCAGACUUUCGAGGCGCUCACGGAAUGCAUGGAGAACCACGGGGAGCUAAUGGCGUCGACGAUGGAGAGUGCAAGCAAGCGGCAAUGCUCUAUCCAGGUCCGGCAAUGCGAGGCGUUGGAAGCGGAGGUGGAAGUGCAAAGGAAGCGCGCUUUUUUCGGAUCCGCCAUGUCUUCCCUCAGAGCUGGACGGGGGAAGGCUACCUUGAAGCAGAUCGUGGAAGGCGCGGCCCCCGCGAAGAAGGGACGGCAUCAAGCGAAGAGGCAGAGGAAGGUCGUCCAAGUCGUGCCCGCUGGCAGUGCACGAGACGUUGUGGAGGAGGCUAUGGUGGAGGAAGAGAUGACGAACGACGACGACGAUGAACCACUGCACAGGAAGGCGAGGGUCAGCUCCGCGGGGGGGGUUAGAAUAAACGAGGGGGGGGAAGGGACACCGACCGCACGGCGAGGAGGUGGCGUUCCAGCGGCCAACCAAACAGUGUUUGUCGACGUGGCACGCGACCUGGCGCGAGACGUGGCAAGGAGGGACGUUGGUGGCCGCACGAAGGAAGGGGCCGCCUCGCAUGAGACUGCGCAACGCGUGCUUGCGCCUUUGAAUCGCCCCCGAACCCGGGCUGCAGACGUGGCGGGGAGUUCCCAAGCAGCGGUUGAAGGUGGGACGUUGCGAUCUCCCGCGGUGGCGGCGCGCGGCGGCGCUGUGGCGGUCCCGGGAGAGGCGGUUGAAGUCCCGAAGGGAGGAGAUGGCGCGGCGUCCGGGGAAGACGACGAGGCUCUGGUGCACAGGCUGCGCGGGCAACGNUUGAAGUCCCGAAGGGAGGAGAUGGCGCGGCGUCCGGGGAAGACGACGAGGCUCUGAUUCUGGAACGACACGCAGGGGAGCGCCAUAGUGAGGAUAAUCCAAGAAGCGCGCGCGUAUCUCGUGGCCGUGGCGCGGGGAGUGCAGCCUCCAGCUAUUCGACGGAGCAUCUCCCUUCCACACAACUUCAUCCCCAAACACAAAAUCGAGGACGAGUCAGAGCUGAACGCGGCGAGAGAGAGGGCGUUGAAAGUGCAGGCAAUCUCCCUCAGGGCGAUCCACGGUUGGGUCUUCAAGUCGGAGAGCAGGCAAAGGGGGUAUCACUUAGCAUACCAAUACGCGUUGAAUCACGCAGCCACGGACAUUGCUAGAGCAAUGUGGUUAGCAGAGGACUGGUGCAGUUUGGUGAGCCCAAUGUUGUUCCGCACCACAUUGGACGUAGACAUGAAGUUGCCUUUGUGGUUCGUGGGCGCGGCUUACCAGGAAGCUUGUGUCCAGCGUCUGGUGCGGGAUUUCACAAGCGCAGUUGGCACGACAAAAGCUAUGGACGGCGGUCGAGUGUCGUAUGAGCGUCUGAAGGGGAUGGCAGAGGCGAUGAGGUAUUUGCUCUCCGCCACGAUGUGGAUUAUGCGAAUGGCGGGGGACGAUCCGAGAUCGCAUUACGACGCUUGGGKAUUCGUUCAACUGACGGCGAAGACGACGCUGCUGGCGUCCAUGAACCGGCAGUUCGACGCCCGCCGACACAUCACGCAAUCCGCGCAGGUCAUGACGAACAAGUUGGGGAGACCGCCUCCGACCAUCGCCCCCCCACCUGCGUACAUCCCCGAUUGGGCGUCUAAGUGCGGGGUGACUUUCUCGCACGACGCCACGUUGGCCUCCCCGAUGGAGGCGAAACGGUUGGAUUGGCUGGGGACAGGUCCCCCCGAGGAUGACGACGACGAUGCCGAAGGCGAUGACAAAGGCGAGGGGGGUUGACGCGUAGACGACAGUGAUGGCGAAGGCGAGGAGGGGAUGAUGCGCAGGCCCUAUUGAGAUGGCGGGUACAUGAGGAUGGGGGGAGGGCGUGUUUUAGGGGGGGGGGUUCUUCGGGGGGUGGGACGCGGGAGGGCUCACGGGACACAAAGGGUAUGUGCCAUCGUUUAUGAUUGUGUUCGGGGCAGGACGCCACGAGCGUGCGGGGUUUGUUUGAGUACCGUGGGAGUGAUCAUCUUAUUGCCCAUGUUUUUUUUUUUUCCGCUGGAUUUCGGCAUGCCACUGUUCAGAGGUGGCAUGCAUAGUAGAAUGUGUGCAUUGGUAGCGCAGCGAAAUUUCUUAAUGGGUGAUGUUCUUUUUUAUCUUCGCAACGAUGCAUGGUCUUCUUUUUUCAUUCCAUCCAUUGCUUCUUUUUUUUUUUUUUUUUUUUUUGAAAAACGCAUGCACGACGGGUGCGGUUUCAUCUCUCAUUGCCUGUUGAAUGUUCGUGGCAACAAAGCAAUGCAUCAUGGUUCGUGUGUAUAGAACGUCCAAUCCAUCCUUCCGCCUUGUUUCGUAAUAAACAAAAAAAACAAAAAAAAACAAAAUUUAAAAUACAAAUAAAUAAAACCAAAAUACAAACUAAAAAAAUACAACACACCACAUUGGAGCGAGAGCGGUA